UAACACACACUCACACAUAUAUACACACACACUUAUACACACACACACUUGCAGGACGCGGCACACUUUGAUAACGGGACUGUCGUGACGUGAUUAUUAUUAUUAUUAUUAUUAUUAUUAUUAUUAUUAUUAUUAUCAUUAUUUGAUAAAAAGUUUCUGAUCUGCGCGUGCCGGUUUGCUUACGUUCUUGGAGUUCUGACAGUGCGAGACGCGUUUGUAUUUAUUACACAUAUAGGAUAUAUAUAUUUCUAUAUCAGGACUCGUUAAAACCAUGGCGGAAACGGCAGCGGCUCCGGCAGCGGCUAAAGCCAAGAAGGCGAAAUCACCGAAGAAAGCGACAUCGCACCCGAAAUACUCGGACAUGAUCCAGGCGGCGGUGGUGGCGGAUAAAAGUCGCGGCGGCGCGUCGCGUCAGUCCAUCCAGAAGUACGUGAAGAGCCACUACAAAGUGGGAGACAACGCCGAUGCGCAGAUUAAACUGGCGCUCAAGAGGCUCGUCGCCACCGGGUUCCUGCGCCACACCAAAGGCAUCGGAGCCUCGGGCUCUUUCAAGCUCGCCAAAGCCGAGGAGCCGACCACGACGAAGAAGAAGCCGACCACGACGAAGAAACAGCCGACGUCGGCAGCGGCGAAGAAGAAACCCAAAGCCGCCGUGAAAGCCAAGAAACCCAAAGCCGCAGCCGCCAAACCCAAGAAAGCUCCCAAACCCAAAAAAGUGGCCGCCAAGUCCCCGGGCAAGGCGAAGAAGAGCAGAGCAGCGGCGAGCGAGAAGAAAGUGAACAAAAAGACAGCGGCGGCGGCGGAGAGGAAGAAGAAGUCUCCGGUGAAGGUCAAGAAGGCGGUGAAGAAACCGAAAACAGCCGCCAAGCAGAAGAAGGUGAAGACUGCGGCCAAGAAACCCAAAGCCAAGACGGCGAGCAAGAAAACGGCGAAGAAGAAGUGACUUCAAAGAGAACAAAGUUAGCCCAAUGACAUGGACUCAAAAAAGAAAA
Molecule: messenger RNA, 992 nt
Organism: Ictalurus punctatus (channel catfish)
Lineage: Eukaryota; Metazoa; Chordata; Actinopteri; Siluriformes; Ictaluridae
Product: histone H1.0
Exons: 1
Coding region: 272-943 (223 amino acids)
Biological process (GO): nucleosome assembly; negative regulation of DNA recombination; chromosome condensation
Cellular component (GO): nucleosome; nucleus
Molecular function (GO): structural constituent of chromatin; nucleosomal DNA binding; double-stranded DNA binding
Source: RefSeq, a predicted model, not a curated record